AUGGGAAACGAUUCUGCCAUGUUGCCUGCUGGUAUAAAUACCUACCCAUUUCAAUUUCAACUGCCUGGAAACCUACCAUCUUCUUUUGAGGGUCAAUAUGGAUAUGUACGUUACUGGUUGAAGUCAACAAUUGACCAGCCUUGGAAAUUUGAUCAUACAACUAAAACAGCUUUUACUGUCAUCUGUCUUCUAGAUUUAAACAGAGAACCAACGGCAUCUGAACCUAGACAAGGUCAUGAUGAGAAGACUCUAUGUUGUUGGUGUUGUAAAUCUGGACCAAUAUCUGCUGUAUUUAGAAUAGACAGAGGUGGUUAUGUUCCAGGGGAAGCAAUCACCUUAAAUGUUGAAAUCAACAACUCAUCUAAUCGAAAGGUCAAUGGUUCAUCUGUCAAUUUUAAAAUGGUAACAAAAUACCAUGCCAGAUGUAAAACAAAGACUCAGAGUAGAAGUUUAGCAAAGAUUAAACAUGGAGAAUUUAAACAAGGUGAAAAUGAUAUUUGGAGUGGUGAACGACUAAUUAUACCUCCUGUUCCUCCCUCCUUUCUCACUGGUUGUCGUAUUAUAGAUAUACAUUAUUAUCUGGAGUUGAAGGUAGAUCCUUCUGGACCAGCGUUUGAUCUGUGUAUACCUUUUGAAAUCAUUAUUGGUACAAUACCACUACAACAUAUUGUGCAGCAGUUUCCUCCAAUACCUCCUCCUCAAACCUACCCUCCUGUACCUGCUUAUGGUGGGGCAACACCUUCAGAUCCUGUAAAUCCAGCUCCUAUAGGACCACCACCAUCCUAUGCUGAUUGUGUUUUUGGUAAAGUUAAUAUCAAGGAACAGAAUGAUGAUGACUACACCAAAGGAAAUAUGGACUUUGCACCUCAAUAUACCUACUACAACUGGGGACACACACCAUCUGCCCCUCCCCCUCCAGAAGAAGAAGUAGAGUAA
Molecule: messenger RNA, 936 nt
Organism: Lottia gigantea (owl limpet)
Lineage: Eukaryota; Metazoa; Mollusca; Gastropoda; Lottiidae
Exons: 5
Coding region: 1-936 (311 amino acids)
Biological process (GO): protein transport
Cellular component (GO): cytoplasm
Source: RefSeq, a predicted model, not a curated record